Messenger RNA from Xyrauchen texanus (razorback sucker), 7230 nucleotides. It is a transcript of the gene pxnb, whose product is annotated as paxillin b. Bases 134 to 3637 code for a protein of 1167 amino acids. Lineage: Eukaryota; Metazoa; Chordata; Actinopteri; Cypriniformes; Catostomidae. The transcript is spliced from 14 exons. The record is from RefSeq and is a predicted model, not a curated record. Gene Ontology annotation, biological process: endothelial cell migration; substrate adhesion-dependent cell spreading; transforming growth factor beta receptor signaling pathway.
GGGGUCCAUUCCUGCUCCUAGACCUGCUCCUUACAACAGCAGGACAACUUCAGCACAAACUUGUGCUGUUGUAACGGACUCGUUCUUUUCCAGAUUCGGAUAUAGGAAUUAAGCGCCCCUGGAAGCCAGGAACAUGGACGAUCUAGACGCAUUGCUUGCAGAUCUCGAGUCUUCUACCGCUCAUAUCUCCAAGUGCCCUGUGUUUCUUCCCGAAGAGACUCCAUAUUCCAACCACACUGGGGCGAACAUUUAUCAAGAUGACUCCCUUCCUCCGCCUCUGCCCCCUCCACCCUCAGCUGAGGCUCUGAACGGAUCGCUCUCUCCCCGUCCUGACUCACAGCACUCCUCGGAACAGUCUUUAGGCUCUGCCCAUAAAAGCACGUUGUCUCGGGACAGCAGUCCACCAGCCUCUAAUACUGAAGAAGACCACGUUUACAGUUUUCCUAACAAACAGAAGCACUCUGACUCAUCGGCGGCAGCCAUGACCUCUGCCCUGGGCAGCAACCUUUCUGAACUGGACCGCCUGCUUUUGGAACUCAAUGCAGUCCAGCAGAAUGCACCGUCUUAUUCCAGUACAGAGGACGCAGCGCCUCCAUUACCACCCUGCAGUGUUGCCCAUUAUAUCCAGGAGAAUGGAGCCCAUCCAGGCAUUAUGCUGACUCCUGCCACCCAGGACAUACCUCAGAGAAAUGGAACAAAGGGGAUAGAGGACAGCCGCCCAACUGUGGAGAGUCUUCUGAAUGAGUUAGAGACCUCUGUGCCUUCCCCAAUGCCCAUUCCUUGCGCAUUGACCAGCGAUUUGACAGACGGACAGGUGGACACACCUUCUGAGCAGCAGGGCAGAAUAUCAGCCACCUCAGCUACACGAGAACUGGAUGAACUCAUGGCUUGCCUAUCUGAUUUUAAGCCAAGUUCUUUGGGCUCCUUGAACUCUGAGCCACUGUUUGAGCAAACUAUUACCAUUGCUGAAAUUCACCCGGCUCCUGCGACUCUACUGUCCAAAUCCCUGUCCCCUACCCACCGAGCAGAACCUAGCCGGUAUUCCCCUGGUCUCUCAUCUUCUGUAAACUUGGAGCUGCACAUUGUGGAGGAUUCUGGUGAACCAGGAACCACAACAACCAGAGGCAUCCCAAAGCCAGCCCCUUCCCCUCGGCUGUCUCCACCUGUAGCUUCCAGCCCUCGGUUUUCUCCGGCUCCUGAUUCAGACCUCGAUUCUAUCAUUGAGGUUUCUGCAUCCCUGCUCUCCUCCCAGGUGGAGUCUCUAGUGGUUCUGUCUCAGAACAUAACCACCACAACAACCAAAUCGUCCUUUGGCAUACCUGGAGGUCAUGACAGUUGUCCUGUCAAGGAGGGGAACCCUUCAGUGUAUAUGACAAAUUCUGUGCUGAGAUCAUAUUCACCAUUCACCAAGUCUCCUAGUCCAACAAGUGCUCCAGUGAUAAACAGAACUCCAGAUAGUCCAAUGGUGACACCAGCAUCUAUUGAUCUAUUUCUAUCCAGCUCUGAACCAAAACCUUUAACUCCAAGCCCAAUCCCAUCUAUUCCCAGAUCUACGCUGUCUGCUCUUCCUGCAGUCAACAAAUCACCUGUUGUACCAUUUCAGUCCAUUCCCAAAGCUGCGUCAUCCUCUCUCGUCCUCCCCUCCGUUUCAUCUCUAUCAGUUCCCAAGUCACCCAGCCCAAAACCUUCUUCAGAUCAGCUUGACUCUGCUUUCUCUCAGAAAACCCUUGAGCCAUCUCUUAACGAUGCCUUGGAUAAGCUUCUGGCCAUGAGCUUCAACAAGCCUGAGAUGGAGGCUCCAGUCGCUCACUCAGUGUCUCGACAUCUCAACUCGGAAACACAACCAGAGAUCUACGAGGAGACAAUAAUGGUGUCAGAUCGCAGUGAUUUCCAUCCUGACACUCACACGGAGAGUGAGGUAGGGGACGGUCUCUUGGAAGACCAGUCAGACUGCAGGAGUGAUCUUGACUGGGCUGACAUGGAGCUGAAGAUGGCCUACGAAGGACCAGAUGGCUCUAUGACCCCCAUGACUGAAGCAAGCUGGAUGGAUGACUCGCUCACUCCAUCAUCUUGCCCUGGAACUCCAGAUGCCCAGAUGGAUCUUCCCAUGCUUUAUAUGGCGGGCACCAUGGACAGGAUCUCUGCCUCUGGACACCUCAAAUCAGUGAUUAAACGCACCAAGGAGAUUCCCAACGUCCACCCCAUGUACCGGGACGGCCUUAUACGUAGGAAGAUGGGUCCCAUCUUAUUUCACAAGAGCAACUCCCAGGACCGGCUCAUUGAGGAACUGCAGGGCAAGCUGGGAAUUGCACGAAAAGAGCGCCCAAAAAAGCAGCAGCCGGAUGAUUGGCUGACAGAAGGCGUAAUCGUAAUGUCCAACCCCAAGCGCUCAUGGGAAGAGCAUAACAGGGAUGUGGAUAAGAUAAUUAUACCCCCCGAGUCUCCUCUUCCUCAGAGGAAGGUGAUCCUACCUCCUCAACCACUCCCGCUUCCUCGACCCCCUCCCCCUGUCGAGGAACCGAAGCGUCCAAUUCCAGUCAAAGCAGCUCCUGCCCCUUUGCCCCCGCCCCCACCACCACCUGCCCCCUCACCCCCUCCAAGAGAGCCCACUCCUCCUCCCCGACCUCCUCCGGUUCUUCCCAAGAUCCCAACCCCUGAACCCAUGGAAGUUCCGGCUCCCAGCCCAAAGCCCAGUCCGGCACCCCCUCCCACACCCACACCCAUACCCACCCCUCUACCUCCCCCAGUGACCCUGCCCAAAGUGCUGGUGUCAGUGGGCUGCCAGACGGAAUACGACCCUCUGUUUACACCACUGCAGAUUAUGUCCCAGGGGAAGACUCCACACACACAGGUCAAUAAACUGGACAACAUGCUUGGAAGUCUGCAGUCUGACCUCCACAAGUUGGGAGUGCAGACGGUUUCCAAAGGAGUAUGUGGCGCCUGCUGCAAACCCAUAGUUGGCCAGGUGGUAACAGCCAUGGGACGUACAUGGCACCCAGAGCAUUUUGUGUGCACACAUUGUCAGGAGGAGAUUGGCUCAAGAAACUUCUUUGAGAGGGAAGGGCAGCCAUACUGCGAGAGAGAUUACCACCAUUUAUUUUCACCGCGCUGCUACUACUGUAAUGGACCCAUACUGGAUAAAGUGGUAACGGCAUUAGAUCGGACGUGGCACCCUGAACACUUUUUCUGUGCCCAGUGUGGGGCGUUCUUUGGUCCAGAAGGGUUCCAUGAGAAGGAUGGGAAAGCAUAUUGUCGUAAAGACUAUUUUGAUAUCUUCGCACCUAAAUGCGGCGGCUGUGCUCGCGCUAUCCUGGAGAACUACAUCUCUGCCCUGAGCUGCCUCUGGCAUCCAGAGUGUUUUGUGUGCAGGGAGUGUUUCACACCCUUUAUCAACGGCAGCUUCUUCGAGCACGAUGGUCAGCCGUACUGUGAGGUUCAUUAUCACUCUCGCCGCGGCUCGCUGUGUUCCGGCUGUCAGAAGCCGAUCACCGGCCGUUGUAUCACAGCGAUGGGCAAGAAGUUCCACCCCGAGCAUUUCGUCUGUGCCUUCUGCCUGAAACAACUCAACAAGGGCACCUUCAAAGAGCAGAACGACAAACCCUACUGCCAGGGCUGCUUCAUCAAGCUCUUCAGCUAGAAAGAUGACUGACGUGUGUGUGUGUGUGUGUGUGUGUGUGUGUGUGUGUGUGUGUGUGUGUGUGUGUGUGUGUGUGUGUGUGUGUGUGUGUGUGUGUGUGUGUGUGUGUGUGUGUGUGUAUGUGUGUGCGUGCGCAGUAGUGCUUAAGGAAGCACUGGUUGUGAUUUUCGGAGUAAGUGUGUAUGUCAUAUUGUUUCACUGUUGUGUGUUUGUGUGUGUGUUAGGUCUGUUUCACACAUCCUGUAUUCACUUUGCCGCCAGUAAUAACAGGUCACAGCAGCUUAAAGUAGGUGCUGAGGCUAUUUUUGCUGCAUGUCACACCAUGAACUUGACCUUGAGGGUGGACAAUAGGUUCUGUCUUUGUCUAAUCGGCGGGGAGUGGCUCCCGUGUUGUUUGGCCAUCCGACUGGGUGGGCACCAGUAAAAAGAAGGGGGAGGGUGCCGUUUCAAAAAGUUAUUUUUGACGUGUCUUGACUAUUGGCAUCCAGAAAUGACGUUGCUGGUCAGGUUAACAGAUGAUGAAACAUGCUCUUGAAAGCAAGGAUGUUUGUAAAUGGUAUCAGAGGAAAGUUCAGGUGAGACUUUAGAGAUGUUUAUUUGGAGAAAGUGUGUGAAAAAGAUGCUGCGCUCACUGGCUGAGCCGGAAAGAAACUGUUGGAUGAAAAGAAAGGUUUGAAAGAUGGUGAAAAAGUGUGGAGGAUUUUUCACCUUGAUGAUUGCAGAUGUAUGGGAUGCACAAUGACUGUGAAAUCAACAACUGGAAAAUGGUAAUUAGUGGGUGAAUUUCAAGAAAUGUCCAAAUCAUGUAUCACCUCAAAGUUAUUAUAAGAAACAAAAUAAGAAAUUAUAUUUUGCGUGAAGACAAUAAAGCUUAAAUCAUCAUAAAUUAUAUUCAGUACUGCCAAUACUACUGUAAUGUAUAAAUCCUUUAUAGUUUCGUUUAAAAUAUUGGAAUAACAAGAGUAGAUUUUAAUUUUAUUUUGCAUUACAAUGAGAUCAUUGGGUGCUUUCUGAAUCAUGAAUGUCACAAUGCAAAAAAAAAAUACAAAACUGUCCUUCAUUUUCUCAAGCAACUACUUAUUUGUUAUUUUCAUUUGUCGUUCGUUGUCAAAAUGUAAUUUGUUUUUUUUUAUUUUGAGGUGCAAUAUGAGCCAGACAUAUUCUUGACGGCUUUCGUGAGAUUCAUCCUACUAUGUAUUUUUUAUUUUAUUUUAUUGAAUCUCUAUAAAUCACUACUUUUAGUGCCUUGUUUUGUAGCGUAAAUGAUAAAAGACACAAAAUACAUCAAAAGUGCAUCUUUGCAUUAUUUUGAAAUUUCUCAUGGAUGUUAAAGAUCUGAUUAUUCGUUAUGAAGCCUGUGCGGACCUUUGGGCGGUCUAUAUGCACCUCUGCGUUUUAAAGCCUAAUAUAUCUACAGUAACUUAGUUUUAACUGACAUCUGGAACUCCGUAACUAUAAGUGUGUCCUACUGUUAUUCAGACUUUUCGUGUACUUUUAUUUCAGGGGAGUUUAUGCAUCCAAAUAAGAUCUGAUCUCAAAAUAGUAUUUUUCUGAAGGAAUAUUCUGUGUUAAAUACAAUCUGUGACUUGCUAUUGAUUACCACAGACAUUUGGACCCAUUUUGUAAAAACAAAGGAAAGUGUGUGCAUUUACAAUGGAAGUCAAUGGGGAAAGUGUACAGCACCAUGAAUUAACAUUUCAAAUACGAAACUAUCGUGCUUUUUGUGAAUAUAACCAUAAUGCUUGAACAUUACAAGUGUUAAUACAAGACGAGGUGUGAUUGAAUCACUCUCCACUCAUGUCAUGAAUAUGUAAUAUCGUUUAAAGGUGCUGCAAGCGAUUUUUAGCUGUUCUAGAAUUCCCACAAGAUGAGCCGUUGGAUUAGCCACGCCCCCUCUUUCCAACACCCCGCCUUCCAAAGAUACCAAAUGAGCUGUAUUGAGACCGAUAUCAAGCUGAAAUGGUUGUCAAAAACAACAAUAGUUAAAUAGCGCCCUCAAGUGGCAACUGUUAUGAACAACAUGGCAUAAAAUAGGCAUUAAGCCUCAAUAAUUGACUGCAACUACAAUACUACGAAAACACGCAUAAUGAUUGACAGGCAGAAAGCGUCACUGACCGCGGACACAUUUUUGUGUGCUGUUUACGGAGUCUACAGCUGUCACAGAGAGAUAUCUCACGACAAUUUAUUGCAUAUCUUUCCAUGAAACCAUCACUUACAGCACCUUUAUGUUUUGCAUUCUAUCCGUUUAAGGAUACCAGAAAGAGACGACAUAAUUAUAUGUAGAGAGUUUUAGAUUUGAUUUGUAUUAUUAAUUCAUGAAAAAGCUCUUACUAAAAUACAAGCUUCACAUUGCUACUUUGAAACCCUCCAGUACAAUUGCCCCAUAGACUUCCAUUAAAUGUGCAUUACUCAAAAUGCAUUUUCCUUCAUUUUUGCAAACUGAGGGACGAUACAGCGUUAUUUUUUGUAGUGUAAUCAAACUCAUACCACAGCAUGUAUGCUGUAGAUCUUAAGAUUUGUUUAAACUGUAAAAUGUCCGUAAAAGGAACCAGUGAAAACAUGUUAUUGUUUAAGUUUUAAACAAAGUUUCAUAUUCAAUUCUGCUCAUAAUAAGUUACUUUUUAACCACUGAAAAUUCGUAUUAUCCACUUAAUGAGAAUCUGAUGUGACCUUGUUGAUCUGAAUAGCUGUGACAAUACUGUGCAAUUUUCAACCCUUGAUUACAGUAUAUUAUUGCCUUUGAAAUGAGUAUCUGAUAUUGCCUUUCUCACUCUCAGAGACAAUUCAAGACAAUGUAAAACUGCUGUAUUAUUAUAUUAUACUCAUUUCUCUUUUAGUUGCGUCUGUUUUGCAUGGAAGUCUUAAGUGUCUUUCAAAGGACGAGUUUUGAAAACUUGCCAUGAUGUUGCAAAAUGGUGAAUUGGUGAAGACUUUCUCUUGUAACUGGAAUACAAUCAUCAUCACAUUUUUGAGAAUAUACAAAAUGUAAAAUAUCUAUUGGAAUUGCAUCGCUUUCUCGAUACCUGUCGACAAAGAUUACAAAUGUCUGAUCCAAUAUUCUGCACCAGCAAGUGUUUAUUAUAUGAAAGCUUUUAUAUGACCUAAUGUGCCAGAUAUCUUUAAGUCUUUAAUGCUACUUUGAUAGUAGACAAUACUUGUUUUUAAUUUGUUUUAAUAAAUUCACUUUGAAAAUACCUUCUAUGAUUACUCCGUUGUAAUGAUCUGUCCUGGUUUACGGUUUGUCUUGCUACUAAUUGCUGAUGUGCCAAAAAAAGAAACUUGCAGUGGAAAUGAGGAUAUCUGUAUCUGUUUUAAUCACAUUUACACUGGUUGAACGUUUUGAUUUUGUUUAUCUUGAGAUACUUUUAUCUUAAAAACAUUUACCUGAAUCCUUUUUGCCUGUUAUUUUAUGAAUAAACGUUUUAUGUCCAUUCAUAUAUUAUAUAAUUUACCCAAUGUGAACACUGCUAUGCAUAUUAAAUAUAUAUAUAUAUUAAAAAAACAAAAUGUAUCCUGUAACACUGUCACAUUUUGCUCUGUGAGUCUUGUUACUGUUUCAGUUCAUGUUAUAUACAAAUAAAUGUGGUGUUUAA